Pelodiscus sinensis (Chinese soft-shelled turtle) is the source of this 6956-nucleotide messenger RNA. Lineage: Eukaryota; Metazoa; Chordata; Testudines; Trionychidae. The record is from RefSeq and is a predicted model, not a curated record.
AGGUCCCAAAGGUGCUGGACUAGAGAGGUUCAAUCUGUAAUAUUCAGAUUAUAAGGGAUCCCGAUAGGUGUGGGUGUUAGCUUUUUGUUUUUGUGGUUUGUUUUUGUGGUAGGGAGAAGUGAGUUACUUCAAAAAAACAAAGAUUGUAUUAUUAAAUAAAAUAUUGUCCCAAAUGUAAUCUGUUUCAAAUGAUAACUGUGCAGCUGACCAGAUAGAAGAUCAGAGGUAUUAGGUUUAAUAAUGAUUUGUUAAUGUUUGUCCUGUAGAAGUGCAGCCACUGCCUGCCCAGUAAUUAAUACAGUACAUGCCCUGUGAUAAAAGUAAUCAUCAGCCCCAGUAAAUGUCUGCUGCAGAAACACUUAAAUCUAUUUUAGGAGAUGCUUAGUCAUCCUUGCUCUGGGCUCCAACAGGUUUUAGGCAUUUCUAUCCUCUCUUUACCAGUGAAGCCAGGGAGCAACAGUUAAGCAAGAUUUCAGAGGAGCAACAAAGUUAGUUGUAUUAUUUAUAAGAGUGGGGAGAUGUAUUUUGAUAUGUCUUGCUUCUUGAUAAACUGUAAGGAAAUAUUUUGUUAGUCCUUCAAUUCUGUUAGUAACAAUCUGAAUACUUUAAUUAUAUUGGUAAAUCUAACUGUUUUUGCCUUACAGUUGUUUUGUGCUUGCUAAGUGUGCAGUGGGGUGUAUAAGGUUAUCUUUAGUUGUAGGAAAUCUAACAUGGACAGGCCCAUUUCUUUGAAGUGACAGAUUAAAAAUGUUUUUUAAAAACACGUUUCUUUACUGUGUUGAUCACAUACCUAACUCUUCUACCAGUUGUACUAAUUAUUUACUUUUCGCAUGCCACUCAAUCUGGUCAAUGAAAACCUAAUUCACUUUUUUAGGUAUUGUCAGUGAAAUUUUAUUCACCUUAACUUUAUGAUUCUUGUGUGCUAGUUGAAGGUUUUAUUGUUUGGAUUAUAGUGAAAUAACGUUUGCUAAAUAAACAAAAUUUUUCUACUGCAAUAACAUUAAAAAAAACCAUGGAAAUAUUUCAUCUCAUGCUCUCUUGUUAAAGCUUACUUUUCUAGGAUAUAUGUUUUAGAUGUUAUUUGAUCGGAAUGUAAUCUGGAAUAAGUAUGCGCUUUAUAUAAAGGAUGCUCUAGUAUGACUGCUGAAAUGUGGCUUUGUUUGACAGAUUAGAUUAUUGCUGUAGAUACUAUAUUUGUUUUUCGUCAGUUUUAGUUACUAGAAAUAGUUUUCAUGAGUGCCCUAUCCAGGUUUAGCAAAUUUUUAAUCUAAUCCAGUAACUGUAUUAACCAAUAUGUCUUAUUUUUUACAGAUGUAAAACACUGCAUAUAGACGUCUGCUUCUGACAUCAUUACAGACUCUUGAAUACCUACUUUCUUUCAUGGCUGUAUAAUAGGAUGACUUCUGAUAUUAUUAAUGGUCUCAAAUGAACAACUUUUUGGAGUCCUACUGACUUAUCCCAGGGAUGCUCUCAUGGAUAACAUGAAAGUGCCUGAAGGUUUUUCAUAUUUAAUCCAAACUUUUUGUUAUCACUGCAGUCUGGUGAUCUAUCAUGGAAAAGAGUUAAUUUAGUUUUUGGUUCAAUUUAAUUUCCCGAUAACUGCCUUUUUUUAUUCAAUGGCACUAUGAAAACCACUUGGUUUUAGAUUUUUAAUGACAGCACUGUCUUUAAGAUGACAUAUUAAAAUGAGUAAAAGCAAAUUGGAUUCCUUCUGGAAAAAUUUUCUGUAUUGACCCUGUUUAACCAUUCUGUUCAGCUAUUUUUUGAAACAUCCCCCAAAGAGUUAAUGCACUUUGUAUAGGAUACGUGACCUUUUGCAGCUUCAUAAUUCAUAUCUACAUGUCACCAGUGUUUCCCAUGUUAACAGUUCUCAGCAUGUUUUACUAUAUUUGCCUUCGGCGCCGAGCCAGGACAGCUACAAGGGGAGAAAUGAUGACCAGUCGAAGAGCUAUUGAAUCAAACAGUCGAGCCUUAUCUGUCAAUGUUGAAGUAAUCCAGUAUGCCAAAGAAGUGUUGGAUUUCAGUUCUCAUUACGGUAGUGAAAACAGCAUGUCCUACACCAUGUGGAAUUUGGCAGGUAUUCCAAAUGUGUACCCCAGUUCUGGUGACUUUACUCAGACUGCUGUGUUUCGAACUUAUGGAACUUGGUGGGAUCAGUGUCCUAGUGCCCAGUUGCCAUUCAAGAGGACCCCACCUAACUUCUAUAGCCACGACUACGUAGAGCUUGCAUAUGAGGAGCCAGUUUAUCCCACUGCAGUGCAUGUUCUGGAAACAUAUCAUCCUGGGGCUGUUAUUAGGAUUUUGGCUUGUUCUGCAAAUCCCUAUUCCCAAAAUACACCAGCUGAAGUAAGGUGGGAAAUCCUUUGGUCAGAAGCACCUACCAAGGUGAAUUCUCCCCAGGCUCGCCAAUUCACACCUUACAUUAAACAGAUAGAUUUUCCCACAAAUCUAAUUCGACUGGAAAUAAAUAGUUCCCUUCAGGACUAUUAUACUGAAUUAGAUGCAGUAGUACUACAUGGUGUGAAAGAGAGACCUGUACUUUCACUUAAGACUUCAAUGAUAAAUAUGAAUGAUUUGGACGAAGAUGAGGAUGAAGAAAAGAAUGGCUGUGAAAUGGACAGUCUUAAUAAACAGUUCAAUGUUGCAGCUCUCAGGGAAAUGACAACUAAUGGGUAUUUUGAUAAACUGCCUUAUGAGCUUAUUCAGCUGAUUUUGAGUCACCUUACAAUACCAGACCUGUGUAGACUAGCACAGACUUGUAAGCUACUACAUCAGCAUUGCUGUGAUCCUCUCCAAUACAUUCACCUCUGUUUACAACCUUACUGGCCGAAGAUAAAUGAUUCAUCUCUGGAAUACCUACUGUCUCGCUGCACUCUCGUCCAGUGGCUGAAUUUAUCUUGGACAGGAAACAGGGGAGCCAUCUCUGUUUCUGGAUUUAGCAGGUUCCUGAAAGUUUGUGGCUCUGAACUAAUGCGCCUUGAGUUGGCUUGUGGCCAUUUCCUCAAUGAGACUUGCUUGGAGGUCAUUGCUGAUAUGUGUCCAAACCUUCAGGAACUAAAUCUCUCCUCUUGUGAUAAGCUGCCACCUCAGGCUUUCAACCACAUUGCCAAAGUGUGCGGUCUUAAGCGUCUCAUCCUUUAUCGAACAAAAGUAGAGCAAACAGCACUGCUCAGCAUUCUGAACUUUUGUUCAGAGCUUCAGCACCUCAGCCUAGGUAGUUGUGUCAUGAUUGAAGACUAUGACCUGAUAGCAAGUAUGAUGGGAGCAAAGUGCAAAAAACUUCGUACUCUGGAUUUGUGGAGAUGUAAAAACAUUACUGAAAAUGGAUUAGCAGAAUUGGCUUCAGGGUGUCAUCUCUUGGAGGAGCUUGAUCUUGGCUGGUGCCCUACUCUACAAAGCAGUACUGGCUGUUUCACAAGCCUUGCACGUAAACUGCCAAACUUGCAAAAGCUCUUUCUUACAGCCAACAGGUCUGUGUGUGACACCGACAUUGAAGAACUUGCCGCUAACUGUACUCAUCUUCGUCAGUUGGAUAUACUGGGAACAAGGAUGGUAAGCCCUGCAUCUUUAAGAAAACUGUUGGAGUCUUGUAAAGAUCUUUCUUUACUUGAUGUAUCCUUCUGUUCUCAAAUUGAUAAUAGAGUUGUCCUAGAACUGAAUGCCAGCUUUCCUAAUGUGUGCAUAAAAAAGAGUUUCACUCAGUGACUCACUGUGUUUGACAGUGUUGUUUCCUGUGAAUUUGUGAUUACAUUCUUCUUCAGAAAAAGAAAUUAAAAUAUUCCAUAAAAUAGAGGAAAAAUGUUAACUAUAGUCAUGAAAUGAGUACAUAUUAUGUAUUUGGUGGGGAACUCUUAUUAUCCUGUACCAAGUAAUUGUUUUCCCUUUUAUAAUUGAUGGCAUUGCAUGUGUUUAAAUGGCUGCAUAUGUGACCUAAAUUAAAGAAGAAGAAAAACACUUAUUCUUGUUGCCCUUUUAAAGAAAAUUAUGUAUACUAAGAUACAUUAAAAAUCCAUGUGAAAGUGAACCUUUAAUAUUUAGCAAUAGAGAAAUUAUGGGAGUUUCUCUGUCUUUAGUGUUUUAGUUUUGGCCACUGGCAUUAUGUCCUUGUGAUCUAUCUUGUAAUAUGCUGAUUGAAAAAUUGUUUAAGAUAGUGUAAGAUCAGACUAGACUAAAAAGCCACUUUUCCCCCUCCUUUUGUAGACAGUGAUUGGUAUCUAUUUUAAAACUCUGAUGUGUCUGCUGAGAAGUUUUUUUCCUCCUCUUUCAAACGGAUGAAAUGUGGCACAGGCUUACAGUCUGGCUUAAAUGACAUAACAUAAAUACAAAACCCCACCAUAUGAGUUUAUAGUAGAAACUAAAAAGAAUGAAAAUUACCUUGCUUCUUCCUGUACUGAAUAUAAAUUUUGUGUCAUGUACUUAUUGUCACAACUGAUAAUGCAUAGAAAACCCAAAAGUAAUUUUCUUUUCAAAUUUAUAUUAUUUCAAGCUAUGUUGACUUGUGGAACAUCUGCCUUUCAUAUGAAGUACAAUGAUGAUGUUACUCACAAUAAUGUAUUAGAAUCCCUUCCUUAGUUGGGUGCAUACCUACUAUCAAAUUUAAAAACAAAUAUUUGAUGUUCGGUAAAAUCAUGAUGAUCAUGCUGGGUUUGUAAACCAAAGGCAAUGUGAUUUGGCUGUGUGCUAACUUAUUCUGAGAUGUUUUUGCACCAAAAGAGGUAAUUAUCUUUGGUAAUCUAUACUCUCUUAACUGUUGUUAAUUUUUUGGAGGAGAGAGAUGAUGAUGUCAAUCAAUGAAUGUUUUUUUCCCUACUUUUUGCACUUAUCUGAAUGAAACAUCCUUUCCUCCGUAUUGUGGAUUGGUAUUUACAGCAUGUACUCAUAAUUAUGUAACCUUGCCUCUUUAGACACUAAUAGUGAAUACAGACCACCAGACACAAUCUCUCAUUUGGGAUCAGCUCCAUUAUUGUCACCUUUCUAGCAGAUGCUGACCAAUGUUUCAUCUUGGGAAAGUAAGCAUAACACUUUGCAUGGCUGAACACCAUUGCUAUAAAGAAGAUCAUCAGCAAAGAAAUUCAAUUUGAUGAAGUAAAUAGCUGUCCACUGAAAGAGAAGUGCCUUGGAGCAGCAAUGAACUAGUGACCUCCAUGGACCUAAAUUAGUAUUUCUGAACUCUUUAUACCAAUGCCAAUGCUUUAUAAAUCAUUUAGUAAAACAAGCCAAAUUUCUCUGAUUUUAUAAACCACCAUUCUGAUUUAAAAUGUACAGAAUAUUGUAGGAAAUCUCAAUCCAAAUAUGUGUCAUUCACAUACAGAUGUUACCAUGUGAUUUACAGCUAGGAGCCAUUCCAUUGUCUUUCAGAAUACUGUGCUACUUAGACAUGUUUCAAUCUAGACAUAUCUGUUUACCUGACAGAUGUGUGCCCUAGAGUUAUUCUGUGCAAGAUAUCAUGUUAUUUUGGCAGUGGUCAUUUCUUUAAAUAAAUUUUAAACUUAUUUUAAUAUAAAGUAUUUACAAUGUAUUUUAUAAUGUCUAAUGUAUAAUGCAAACUUAUUUUAAUAUAAUGUAUUCACAAGUGUAUUCAUUGUAAAUGAGAAUUAAACAUUUAUGUCCCAGUUACAGGAGAACUUAAGUUUACAUUAUGGGUGUUUACAGAUAUUGAUGUUUUAAAAUAAGUAUUGUUUUUGUUGUAAAAUUUCACUCCUCAGGGUGCAUAUAAAUUUUUACUUUUUUUUAAUUUUUUUUUAAGUAAUGGUUCUUGGCUUACGUUUAUAAUUGUAAAUAGAAUUGGAUUUAUUUACUAUAGAAGUAGUGGUAUAUUUUAUGCCUGCCAAAGUAUUAAAGUGGGCAAAUAGUAUAAUCUUACUUAUGCACGUAAGAAUAAUGUAAAGGUGGAAGGUGAUAGGUUUUUUGUUUUCGGUGGUUUUUUUGUGGGGUUUUUUUGUUGUUGUUGUUUUUGCUUUAUUAUGAAGUAUAACAAAGGUCUGAUUUGAUUUUUGUUUUGUUUCUAUUCUGUUUAAAUGAUAUAUUUCUAUUUGACUCUUACAUUCAAAUCACAGUUUUUGUCUGGAACACUCUGUAGUGACUGAAGAUCUCUUUGAAUUAUGUUAUCAUAUUUUCUGGUUGAAGUGUAACCUAAUUAAUUACAGGGAAAUGUUUUUGUUCAGACUGUUUGAAAUUUGAGUUUCUUAACAUGUAUUUAACUUAAAAAAUUGUGAAAUACCUGUGAUAAAAGGACAUCUUUGUUUACAAUUUGAUACCCUGGCCCUUUACUUAAUGGCUGAAGCACUUUUUUUUUUAUUAUCUCCAAGAAGUCUUCCAGCAAAAAGAGAGCAGACCAGGCUUGACAUUCCUGGUAUUUCUAAGGUAAAAGGUGGGUGGAAAAAAACCCACUUUCAGGCCUUCCUUAGACAUCAUAAAGAAAAAAUAGGCUACAAUUUCAAUUUUAAUUUAUGUUACUUCUUAGAAUUUUAUUAUCAAUCAUCUUAUUCAAAGAUAUUCAGCAGAUUUUUAUUUUAGAAUAUUUCUGAAAUACUGAAAUUGGGUAUAUAGCCUGCUAAAGCCUUUCAACCAGCUAACUGCUGACAGCAAUCUAAGAAUUACUAUUAUAGUGUCACACUUGAGUCAUAAUAGUUAACAGUCAGCAUUUCCAUUGUAAACCAUUAUUUCUUGUACACUUGGGGACUGGAAUACAGCUGGAAUUCCUCUCUAUCCACAAAUCUGGAUCAACCUGGUCAACAGUUGUGCAGACCUUUCCAUAUUAUUCGCCAGUGUGCUUCAGUGUGUGUCUACAUGAAAUAGUUAUUUCAAAACAUUCCAGAAGAUAUUUCCAACCUUUCAGCUAAGUUAAAGACCCAUGCAACCAAGUGGACAUGCAGACGUUUGUAAAAUGUAGGGAUGUUAAGAAGCAUGUCAAUUGUGUAGUCAACAAAAUUUUAGUUGACUAUACGAUUAAUCGA